AUGGCGAUCCCAAGUUGGCUUUUUGGCUUUGUGAGCCUCCUCGCUCUGGUCUCUUUGUCGUCGGCGCAGACCUGCUGGAGAAAUACCGUUUGUUCUGGUCCCAAAAACAGUGCUUUUUCCGGCCCCUGGGAGAAAAACAUCUAUGCGCCGUCAUCGCGAACCGUCAGCCCCAAAAAAGUCCUGUCGGUAUCCACGCCAACCAAGUCCACCAAGUACAACGAUUCCAUCCCGUUCUCUUUGUCGGGGAAUGGCUCGAGCGUUGUUUUCGAUUUCGGUAUCGAGGUCGGCGGCAUUGUCACUCUGAAUUAUUCGUCGUCGGACAAAGGUAUCCUGGGAUUGGCCUUCACCGAAUCCAAGAAAUGGAUCGGGGAAUGGUCUGAUUCAUCGGAUGGCGCCUUCCAAGGUCCCGAUGGCGCGCUCUAUGCCUCCUUCUCUAACCCCGGAAAUGAUUCCUACGUCAUGCCCGAUAAGUACCUCCGCGGAGGGUUCCGAUAUUUGACCGUUUUUCUACUCGCGGAGGACGACUCCACUGUCAAUAUUGAGGAUGUGAGCCUGGAGAUAGGGUUCCAGCCUACGUGGGCGAAUCUUCAAGCCUACCAGGGGUAUUUCCACUCAGAUGACGAGCUCCUCAAUCGGAUCUGGUACAGCGGCGCCUAUACCCUGCAAACCAAUGCGGCACCCGUGAAGACCGGUCGUCAAGUUCCCAUGCUUAAAGAAGGCUGGGCCAAUAAUGCCACCAUGGGACCGGGCGAUACCAUUCUCAUGGACGGGGCGAAGCGAGACCGUGCCGUGUGGCCAGGUGAUAUGGGCAUUGCCGUGCCCGCCUCGUUCGUCAGCACGGGAGAUCUGGAGAGCGUGAAGAAUGCGCUGCAGGUGAUGUACGAUAAGCAGGCGAGCAAUGGGGCGUUCGACGAAUCCGGCCCACCCCUGAGCCAGAAGAACUCGGACACCUACCACAUGUGGUCGAUGAUCGGAACAUACAAUUACUUUCUCUACACGAACGACACCGAAUUCCUGUUAGACAACUGGGAGGGAUACCAGAAGGCCAUGGACUAUGUCUACAAGAAGGUGGACAAAUCCAGCGGCCUGCUGAACGUGACUGGCACGCGCGAUUGGGCCCGAUGGCAGCAGGGAUACAACAACACUCAGGCACAGAUGAUUUUGUACCAUACCUUGAAGACCGGCGCACAGGUUGCCUAUUGGGCAGCGAACUCGACACCUCUCGCCACCAAAUGGAACGAUCAGGCCGACGACCUACGGAAAGCAAUCAACAAGCACUGCUGGGAUGACGGGUACGGCGCCUUCAAGGACAACGCCACGGAUACGAGCCUCUACCCACAAGACGCCAACAGCAUGGCACUACUCUACAGAAUCACCAACCAGGAGCGCGCAGAGAAGAUCUCGAACCGACUCACGAAGAACUGGACUCCCAUCGGGGCUGUCACGCCCGAGCUGCCCGGGAACAUCUCCCCAUUCAUCUCGUCGUUUGAGAUCCAGGGCCAUUUCGAAGCCGAUCGCUCCGAUCGAGCCUUGGAACUCAUCCGCCGCAGCUGGGGCUGGUACCUGAACAAUCCCAACGACACCGAGAGCACCGUGAUCGAGGGAUACCUGGCGGACGGCACGUUUGGGUACCGGUCUGAUCGGGGGUACUCGCACGACGAGUCGUACGUGUCGCAUGCGCACGGAUGGUCCGCGGGCCCGACGUCCGCGCUGACGAACUACGUUCUCGGUCUCAGCAUCACGUCGCCGUUGGGUCUGACGUGGAAGAUUGCGCCGCAUUUCGGCGACCUGAGCACGGUGGAGGGCGGGUUCAGCACCUCGCUCGGCAAGUUCCAGGUGGCGUGGAAGCGGAAGCCGGAUGAGUAUACGCUGCAUUUCUCGGUGCCGGAGGGCACCCGCGGGGAUCUGGCGCUGCCGUUUGUCAGACGUGGUGAGAGACCGUCGAUCACGAUCGAUGGGAAUGAUGUCUCGAGGGGUGUGAACUAUACGGAUGGCACGGCGUCUGUUCGACUUUCCCGCCCGGCCAACUCCAUCCACUCCAAUCCACCACCAACCAACCAAACCGAACCCAAUCGUCAGCAAAAAGAACAAAACAACAUGACAUUACCACCUACAAUCCAGCGCACGAUGCAUCUAUCCCGGCGUAGCUGCGGACAAUGCACAAUGCGCCGAACCACCCUCCGGCCGACGACAACCGUAACCCGCUUCCUCAGCACCGCCCGACCUCUCCGCAAUGCCGCCGCAAAGCCCAACCCCCUCCGCAGCGCCGGGCCCGGUCCCAUGCAAAAGGAACAGUUCACGCAGGCCCGACGAUCGAUGACGCUCUCAGCAGCCGGGAUCGCCGCGUGCGCGGUCGCCAUGUACGGUGUCAUCCAGCUGGACUUGUUCGGGGUGGGAGCGGUAGACGGAUCGGGGCAGGAGGGGGAAACGCAGACGCAGACGCAGACACAAUCUGGAGCCAUGAAGCUCGACGGACCGGAUGGAUUCACGGGUACUCCAUCGGUGAUCCGGAUCCAGGGACAAGAUGGAGUAGAGCAGGUCGAGACGGGGACGAGUUCUGUACCGCAGUUCCCAAGCACGAUUCGGUUGCCGAAGAGGCUGGAUGCGAAGGCGCUGAAACCCGGCGAUGAGGUUCCCGUGGAGGGCACGCCCGUUAUCGCGGACGACGGCGCGGAGGAGGAGAAAGGGGAAGAGACGUAUCAGCUGCUUGGGCUGGGGAUCCGGACGGUGUCGUUCCUGCGGAUUCAGGUGUACGUGGUGGGCAUGUAUGUGGCGACGUCGGAUCUGCCGGAGUUGCAGCAGCGAUUGGUAAAGACGGCUGUGAAGCCGCCCGGCGAGGCCCAGAUCAUUGAUGUCCCUGGCGCUACGUCCGCCACGUCGCUGGUUUCGACGGAACGGCAGCAGCUGCGCGAGUUGUUGCUGGACCCCGAGCGUGGUGACGCUGCGUGGGAUGCCAUCUUGAAGACGGACGGUCUGCGCACGGCGUUCCGGAUCGUGCCCACGCGCAACACUGACUUCCUGCACCUGCGGGAUGGAUGGGUGCGCGGCAUCACGGGCCGGGCGCAGCAGGCGAGCGCGAAGGCGCGCGAGGCCCAGCAGCAACAGCAGCAGCAACAAGGGGGCCAGAAGACGCAGCAGAAGCCGGGCGAAUUCGAGGACGAGACCUUCGGCGCGGCGAUGAACGAGUUCAAGGGUCUGUUUGGCGGUGGACAGCGCAAGAAUGUGCCCAAGGGGCAGACGCUUCUUCUGGUGCGGAACGCGCAAGGGCAGCUGGAUGCGCUGUUCUACCCGGAGGCGAAGAAGCCGGCGCGGUUCCUAGGCCGGGUGCAGGACGAGCGCAUCAGCCGGCUGGUGUGGUUGAACUAUCUGGCGGGGAAGAACGUGUCGAGCGAGGGAGCGCGGCAGAGCGUGGUGGACGGGGUGAUGGGCAUUGUGGAACGACCGGUGGGCACGGUGGUGCAGAAGGUGGUUUGA
Messenger RNA from Aspergillus affinis, 3474 nucleotides. RefSeq names its product Six-hairpin glycosidase. Gene Ontology annotation, biological process: carbohydrate metabolic process. The record is from RefSeq and is a predicted model, not a curated record. NCBI's taxonomy places the organism in Eukaryota, Fungi, Ascomycota, Eurotiomycetes, Eurotiales, Aspergillaceae. Bases 1 to 3474 code for a protein of 1157 amino acids. Gene Ontology annotation, molecular function: intramolecular lyase activity. The transcript has 4 exons.